This is a messenger RNA of Numida meleagris (helmeted guineafowl), 4011 nucleotides long. It is a transcript of the gene SMARCAD1, whose product is annotated as SWI/SNF-related, matrix-associated actin-dependent regulator of chromatin, subfamily a, containing DEAD/H box 1. NCBI's taxonomy places the organism in Eukaryota, Metazoa, Chordata, Aves, Galliformes, Numididae. Bases 180 to 3248 code for a protein of 1022 amino acids. The transcript is spliced from 23 exons. Gene Ontology annotation, molecular function: DNA binding; ATP-dependent chromatin remodeler activity; ubiquitin binding. The record is from RefSeq and is a predicted model, not a curated record. Gene Ontology annotation, cellular component: nucleus.
GGCGGUGACGUCACAACGGAGCGCCGUGCCGUGCCGCGCCGCGCCGGGCUGUGCUUCGGCAGGCAGCGGGUUGGUGUUACCUGCUCGUGCGUGCGAGGAGCGCCGUGCCGCCUCGCUGUCUCUUGUUCCCGUGUGGGGCCUGAUGCGCGGCAGGCGGUGAGGGACGGCGGGCUGCCGCGAUGAGUCUGUUCAACCUGGACCGCUUCCGCUACGAGAAGAGGAGGACGAGCGCGGAGCAGGACGGGCGGCCUGCUGCUGCCCAGGCCCAGGAGGGCAGCCCUGCUGCGCGUGGUGGGAGUGACACUGCAGGGAGUAGCAGGCCGGGCAGCCCGGCCUCGGAGGGAGCAGGGUACUCCAGCAUCCCAGAAACUCCUGAAGCGGAGAGGACAAGGGAGCUGUCUUAUUUCAAGCAUCAAAAAGGGGUGCACUUCCUAGAUGAGUCUUCUGACAGUGAUGAUGAAGUACCAAGAAGAGUCAGUGCUGCAAAAGAAAACAAGGCUCCAAGGAAAGAUGUGAUUUUAAUCUCAGAAGACUCGUCAGAGGACGACCAGCCUGUGUAUGAACUACAGCAGGUGGCUUAUGUAAACAACGGGGACCAACUGGUUGGCUUGCAGGAAGAUACAGAGGAAGACAUCAGAAAUGCGAAGCUACAAACACUGAAGGAACUUUUUCCUCAGAGGAGUGACCAGGAUUUGUUACAAUUGGUAGAAUCAACACACUCAAUGGAUGAAGCAAUAGCUGCUUGUUUGAAUUUCAGUAAUGAAGCUGCCUCUCGUAAAAGGAGACUAAAUGAUUCUCACAUAAAUGGCAAAGACAGUGACGAACAUGUGACAAAAAAGGCAAAAGCUAAUUAUCUGGAUGAGCCAAAGUCUGAAUUACAAUGGGAGAAGCAAGAGAUGCUUGUAGAGAAGCUGCAAAAUAAAUUCCCUGACAUGGAUAAGGAGGAACUGAGAGAUGUACUUCGGGAACAUAACUGGGUGCUUCAUGAAGCACAAGAGGCCCUGAGAGUAUUUGCAGAAGACAAUGACGGUGUGGAAUUUCCUUCCCAAAGUGAAGUUUCUGACUGGACCAAAGUCUCUGCAAGUAGCAGAAGUGAUGAGAAGAAAGAGAAGCAGAAACAGAAAUUUUCUGGGAAAGAGCAGAACUGCUUUAGGAAAAAACAUAAAGCCAAAGCAAAUGUUUGGAGCACUAAAACAGAAGUACAAGACUCAGAGGAUGAGUCAGCUGCUGAAGAUGGCGGUAGCUCUCUUGACGAGGACUAUGGCAGUGGCGAUGAAGUGGUGGAGAGUGUUUACAAAAGUAAAAUCCUUAGCUUCCUGCAAGAUGCUUCCCCAAGUGAACUCACUAUGAUUCCCCAGUGUUCUGAGAAAAAGGUUCAGAAGAUAAUAGCGCUCCGGCCCUUUAAUAGUUGGGAAGCUCUGUUUACAAAAAUAACUAAGACUGCUGGCUUGUCAGAAGACAUAGUGUGGAACUGCAAGACCCUGCUGAAGGAGAGAGAUGUGGUUCUCAAGCUCAUGAACAAAUGUGAAGAAAUUUCAAAUAAUCUGACGAAACAAGUAACCAAGAUUACUGAAGAUGGAGGAUGCAAAUGGAAUGUGGAGCAACCCUCCAUUCUGAAUCAGAGUUUGGAACUCAAGCCAUACCAGAAGAUUGGUUUAAACUGGUUAGCACUUCUUCAUAAACAUGGUUUGAAUGGCAUUUUGGCUGAUGAAAUGGGCCUAGGAAAAACAAUUCAAGCUAUUGCGUUUCUGGCCCAUAUCUACCAAGAGGGUGAUGGAGGUCCCCAUUUGAUAGUUGUGCCAGCUUCAACAUUAGAUAACUGGAUAAGAGAAGUUAAUUUGUGGUGUCCUGAACUGAAUGUCCUUUUUUACUACGGAUCCCAGGAAGACAGGAAACAUCUCCGGGCUGACAUUAAUAACAGAGUUGUAGAUUUCAAUGUCAUUGUAACUACGUAUAACUGUGCAAUUAGCAGCUCGGACGAUCGAAGUCUGUUUCGCAAGGUGAAGCUUAACUAUGCAAUUUUUGAUGAAGGUCAUAUGCUCAAGAACAUGAGCUCUGUACGCUACCAGCAACUUAUGAGAAUUAAUGCAAAGCAUCGCUUACUGCUAACAGGAACUCCAGUUCAGAAUAACCUGUUGGAGUUGAUGUCUCUCUUGAAUUUUGUUAUGCCACAUAUGUUCAGUAGCAGCACAAGUGAAAUCCGAAGGAUGUUCUCUUCAAAAGCAAAGACUGCUGAAGAACAAAGCGUGUAUGAAAAGGAAAGGAUUGCACAUGCAAAGCAGAUAAUAAAACCAUUCAUCUUGCGAAGAGUAAAAGAUGAGGUCCUUAAACAACUACCUCCCAAAAAAGAUCACAUUGAAUUAUGUGCUAUGUCUGAGAAACAAGAGCAGCUAUACUGUGAUCUCUUAAACAAGCUGAAGAAAACGAUGAAGGGUAACGAGAAAAACUCUGAUAUGGGAAAUGCAAUGAUGCAACUUAGAAAAAUGGCUAAUCACCCUCUCUUACAUCGUCAGUAUUACACAGCUGACAAGCUCAAGACAAUGUCCAGACUUAUGCUCAAGGAGCCCACACAUUGUGAUGCUAAUCCUGACCUUAUCUUCGAAGAUAUGACAGUAAUGACAGAUUUUGAACUGCAUUUGCUUUGUAAGCAAUAUUCUCAUGUUGGUGACUUCAAGUUAGACAUGGAUCAGAUUUUGGAUUCAGGAAAGUUUAGAGUAUUGGAACGUCUUCUAUCUGACCUUAAAGAGAAGGGUGACAGAGUUGUAUUGUUUAGCCAGUUUACAAUGAUGCUGGAUAUCUUGGAAGUUUUUCUAAAACACUGGCAACACAGAUAUAUUAGGUUGGAUGGAAAAACACAGAUUUCUGACAGGAUACAUCUAAUAGAUGAGUUCAAUACAGAUAUGGGUAUAUUUGUGUUCCUUCUGUCAACCAAAGCUGGUGGCUUGGGAAUCAAUCUGACCUCAGCAAAUGUUGUUAUUCUUCAUGACAUUGAUUGCAAUCCAUACAAUGAUAAGCAGGCAGAAGAUCGAUGCCAUAGAGUAGGUCAGACAAGAGAAGUGAAAGUCAUAAAGCUGAUCAGUAAAGGGACUAUUGAAGAAUCCAUGCUCAAAAUCAACCAGCAGAAAUUGAAGUUAGAGCAAGACAUGACUGCAGCGGAUUUGGGUAAGUCUCCUGCUAGUAGUGAUGUCCCCUUUCGUGAGUUAAGGAGAUCACUGCAGUAUAUGAUACCAAAAAAACUGCACUUGUAAUGAAGAUGAGAUAAUUUUGUUUCACUUGAAACUAGAAAAAUGUGUUGUGCCAGUUUACUUUUCAGUUUGGCAGGAAGUGUCCCUUGAAUCUAACACGCAAACCAAAUGCUUAAAAGUAGAAGAUUGUGUACGGUUUUGGGAUUCUAGACUUCUGUCAAUUUAUGUAAAAUACUUAUUGCUCUACUAAUGUAUGUGUUUAUUCUUCAGGAGAAGAAGGGGCCAUUCCAGCAGAUAUAGCUACGUUACUGAAAGCCUCAUUAGGUCUCUAAAAUGUAAAUAUGUGGAAUUUAAGGAAGAAACGUAAUGCUAUACCCCCAAGGACUCGUAUGUUAUUGGUGACCAUGAGUUUUAUGAAGUUUUAUAACUUUUUAUAGUUUCUUCAUUUUAUUCCUCAUGGUAUUGACAAUUUUUAACACUGGUAGCAUUCUUUCGAAGCUUGAAAAUAUAAACAGUACAAGUCUACCAACAUCAGAUGUUGAAGAAACAUUAUUUUACAGGACAUUUUUCAAAAUGGGGACCUAAGUAGUAAUUGUUAUAAUAAAUCUGCUACUGCUUAAGAUUUGUCAGUAUUUUUGUAAUUAUUUCUACCUCCAGACAUAUAUAUAUAUAAACUGUCUGUUUCACUGGAUUAUGCUUGUAGAUUUCUUUUAUAUGUGCCUUAUUUGACAAUGCUAAAGUCUGUUUCUGCUUGUUCUGGUUCAUUUGAUGUACUGUUCUGGUUUUGUAUCAAUUUGUUCAAAUAAAACUCCAUACGUUAUCAAAA